AUGAGCAGAACCUUCACGUUGGUCUGGGCGUCUCACCUGUCUGGUCAGGACGGAGCUCACCUGCCCGGGGAACACGAGGACCUUCUGCUGCUGACCAACACCAGCGCCAAGGACAAGGGCCGAUACGACUGCGUGUGCACCUGGACUCACCAGCGCCACCUGUACCGCACGGUGGCCUCCACAGUACUGCACAUCGAGGAAAAGAGAUUGUACCAGGACGUCAGGAUCCUCGCUCCCACUGGACCAGUGCAGCUCGCCGACUCAGGAGCCAGUCUGCUGCUCAACUGCACCGUGAUGUGCGGCACCAACGUUCCUCCACAACACUGUGUGGCGCUGUGGAAAGCCGACAAGUCGGACCUCAGAUCAGACGGGUACAACCGGACCAAGCACGUGGACAAAAACCCGUCGAGCAGGACCAUCGUGACCCAGACCCUGAGCAUCGCCCGCGUCUCCGCCCUUCACUUCGGGGAGCGGUACACGUGCUGGGCCAAGGGGGCGCUACGGAGACCCCGCCUCCAUCACCGUCCAGCUCCAGCCCCGACACUCUGGACGCACCAGGUCGUCUCAGUCGAGUCUCAGUCGAGUCUCAGUCGAGUCUCAGUCGAGUCUCAGUCGAGUCUCAGUCGAGUCAGACGGAUCUGGACCAGACCUGGAGAACCGGUGGACGAGUCCGUCUUGUCCCUGGUCGCCGUGGGAACCUGCGUCUUCGUCCUGUUCGUCCUCGGGGCUUUGACGCUCAGAUGUUUCGUGGUGGACCUGGUUCUUCUGUCCAGAAAACUGCUCCCGGCGCGUCUGAAGGACACGGACGGGAAGGUGUUUGACGCGUACGUGUUGUACCAGAUGCCCUCCCAGGACAAGGCCACGGAGGAGCUGGUGGGCGGGUUCGUGUGUCGGGACCUGCCCCGGGUCCUGGAGGACACAUGUGGGUACAGACUCUUCAUCCACGGGAGGGACGACCUGCCCGGAGAAGAUCGUGUGGAGCUGGUGGAGCGGCGCAUGAGGAGGAGCAGGAGACUCGUGGUUGUGCUCAGUCCGGGCGCCGGGUCCGAGGAGACGGAGACGUUCAAACUGCCGCAGGGAUUCGACUGGGAGGUGGGGCUCCAUCAGGCCCUGGUGCUCACAGACAUCAGCGUGAUCCUGAUCCAGGUCGGGGAGCCGGGUCCUGGGGGGUACUCCCACCUGCCCCCCGCCCUCCAGCACCUGACCCGGAGGAGCGCCCCCCUCAGGUGGAGCCCGGGACCCGGCGCCGCCCGCGCUCGCUCCCGCUUCUGGAAGAGAGUCCGCUACCUGAUGCCCGCCACGCCCGUCCCGCCAAACCUCCUGUGCCCCGUGUGAGGGGCGGAGCUUAUCCUACGAGUCAGAGUGUGACGCUAACUGUGAGCACUGCUCUGUCUGGACGAGAAAACCUCCGGCAUCUGAACAAGAUCAGAGACGCUCACGUGUCCAGAACAUCAGAACACGACCGAACCACCACAGAUUCUGCCC
Boleophthalmus pectinirostris (great blue-spotted mudskipper) is the source of this 1485-nucleotide messenger RNA. Its product is annotated as interleukin-1 receptor type 1-like. Bases 1 to 1335 code for a protein of 444 amino acids. NCBI's taxonomy places the organism in Eukaryota, Metazoa, Chordata, Actinopteri, Gobiiformes, Gobiidae. Gene Ontology annotation, biological process: signal transduction. The transcript has 9 exons. The record is from RefSeq and is a predicted model, not a curated record.